AUGUCGUUGUUUCUGUGUCUCAGGGCCUCCCCAGUGGGUCGUGGGGGCCUCCCCAGUGGUCGUGGUAAUCAUGAUGUGGUGUUUCUGUCUCAGGGCCUCCCAGUGGGUCGUGGGGCCUCCCAGUGGGUCAUGGUAAUCAUGAUGUCGUUGUUUCUGUGUCUCAGGGAGCCUCCCAGUGGUCAUGGGGCCUCCCAGUGGGUCAUGGUAAUCAUGAUGUCGUUGUUUCUGUGUCUCAGGGGCCUCCCAGUGGGUCGUGGCCUGUGUGUGUGUGAGUCUCUCAGCCUGACCGUGUCCUCCUCCCCUCCAGAGGCCUGUGGCAGUAGAUCGGUAUAUGACGGCCCAGAGCAGGAGGAGUAUUCCUGCUUCCUCAUCGACGAUCCCCGGGAGACCUAUAAGACCCUGAGAGUCAUCAUCUCCUCUGUUCAGACACUGGAGCAGCAGCACACCAAGUACAAACGAGACAUGUUCAGGAAGACCAAGAUCGGCAGCCAGGAUCAUCCAAUCGGAGACAAGAGUUUUCAGUGUUACAUCCACCAACAGUCUGAGAGCUCCACCUACUCCAUCUAGCCCCGCCCACCAACCACUGCCAUGAAGCGCAGAGCUCCGCCCCCGAUGACCUGAGACCUAGCAACACUUCCUGGUUACUCCUGGUCCACGGCUUCCCAUGGUGCAUCUUUCAGAACACGGACACUCAGAGCCGAGGUCUAAUGGAAGAGUCUAUGAUGAUGUGCUACAACACAAUGGACUGUUGGUGUACCAGUGACCACGCACUUUAACCCACAACGGACAUAAAGCUACUGCCUCGUUCUGAAACAAUCGCCCCACAACGGACAUAAAGCUACUGCCUCGUUCUGAAACAAUCGCCCCACAACGGACAUAAAGCUACUGCCUCGUUCUGAAACAAUCGCCCCACAACGGACAUAAAGCUACUGCCUCGUUCUGAAACAAUCGCCCCACAACGAACAUAAAGCUACUGCCUCGUUCUGAAACAAUCUCCCCACAACGGACAUAAAGCUACUGCCUCGUUCUGAAACAAUCUUAUUUUAUUGCUCAUGUUGAUGUAAUGUUUGAUAACUAAAUGGUUUAAGUGGUAAUGGUGCGAAACAACCGAUUCCUUUGUAUUUCAAGUCACACAGACCAAACUCUAGGUUGAAGGACUGUCCACUUGGAGUCCGACUAUGUAUGUGUUGAACUCUGCUGCCUCCUGGCCUGUCCCUGGGUCAGAACUCUGCUGCCUCCUGGCCUGUACCCUGUCCCUGGGUCAGAACUCUGCUGCCUCCUGGCCUGUACCCUGUCCCUGGGUCAGAACUCUGCUGCCUCCUGGCCUGUACCCUG
Oncorhynchus gorbuscha (pink salmon) is the source of this 1335-nucleotide messenger RNA. Its product is annotated as ras GTPase-activating protein 3-like. The record is from RefSeq and is a predicted model, not a curated record. Lineage: Eukaryota; Metazoa; Chordata; Actinopteri; Salmoniformes; Salmonidae. Bases 1 to 567 code for a protein of 188 amino acids. The transcript has 6 exons.